Molecule: messenger RNA, 3586 nt
Organism: Pogonomyrmex barbatus (red harvester ant)
Lineage: Eukaryota; Metazoa; Arthropoda; Insecta; Hymenoptera; Formicidae
Gene: aralar1
Product: calcium-binding mitochondrial carrier protein Aralar1
Biological process (GO): L-glutamate transmembrane transport; malate-aspartate shuttle; aspartate transmembrane transport
Molecular function (GO): L-glutamate transmembrane transporter activity; calcium ion binding; L-aspartate transmembrane transporter activity
Source: RefSeq, a predicted model, not a curated record
CCACCUCUCUCUCGCCACAGUUGCAUCGCGAGCUUUUCGCGUUGAGUCGCAUUCGGGUUAACACGUUAGUGAGAUUUAGACGGUGAUUCGAAUAACUUAAUUGCGAUCGAAGAUGAUCAUCUUUUUAUUAUAGUCCGUAUUACGGUUUGUAAUAAACCGAUGAAAACGCAAAUUUGAAAAUGUUGUGUCUUUAAACGUAUUUUUCGAGGGUCUAAGCUUAAAUUAGGCUUAACUUUGCUUUUGUCAAAGUUUUUUCCGAUACGUAGCAAAAUAUCGAAUCGUCAAAUAUCAAGUUUCGAUUAUCAGUGCGAAAUUAAUGAUUGAUGACUGAAUACGAUACUUAAUCGCAAUACUAUAUAUCCGAGGAAUUUUUCAAAAUUGAAAAAAUUUAUUAUUUCAUAUUGUGUGACCGCAUCGGAUGAUAUCUUCCAAAUUUUUUACCUUACAUUUAGAUAUGACUGUUUUGCGGAAGUAUCUACUCUCAUGUUUAAUACGAUAGUAUUGUACAAUAAUACAAUAGUGACUAAAUUAUGGACGAUUAUUAAUAGUGUUAAGUCUUCUCCAAAUUAAAAUAUCUCAUAUAUUUCAUAUAUUUUUUGUAUAUAUAUUAUCAUGAAAUAGUUUGACUAAUAUUUCCUCUUUGAUUUAAAAUGCGUCAUUUUUCUAGUUAUUUUUUGUAUUCAUAAUUAUAAUAAUUGCGGUAUCGUAUGCGUAAUAAAUGGUAAGACAUGAAUGAAAAUAUUUUGAUGGUACACAUAGACACAUAGGUAAAUACGUGAAAAUACAAUUUCUGUCACAAUGAAAUAUAUAAAAAUGUUAUUUGAUUUGAAAAUCUUUUCGAAAAAGCAAUAAUACAAUUGCAGUUAUACUCUUUAUGUAUAUAUAAAUAUGUAUACGUAAAUAUAAAAGGACAAAAAAGAUGAUGCAGAAGAAGAGGAAUGGAGAAUCCAGCGAGGGUUCCGGGUACUUGAAACGUGCAAAUACUGAACGCCUCCAUGAAAUUUUUAACCAGUACGCUUCACAAGAGAAGAAUGGCGAGAGGUUCAUGACUGCGUCUGACUUUGUACGCAGUUAUCUUGGUCUUUACACAGAUGCCGAUUACAAUCCCGAUUCUGUCAAUUUACUUGCUGGUAUCGUUGACACCAGCAAAGAUGGGCUCAUAUCAUUUGCCGAAUUUCAAGCAUUCGAAGGUCUUCUCUGUGUACCAGAUGCUUUAUACAAAACAGCUUUUCAACUCUUUGAUACUAAUGGAAACGGAAUGGUUGCAUUUGAUGAGUUCGUUGAGGUGAUGCGGAAAACUGUAUUGCAUCAAAAGAUGCCUUUUAAUAUGGAUAGUAGUUUUGUCAAACUCUACUUUGGAAAGGAUAAGAAAAGAUUGAUCAGCUACGCAGAGUUUAGUCAGUUUUUGCAUGAUUUCCAUGAGGAAUAUGCAAUGGAAGCUUUUAAGAAAUUUGAUAAAAAUGGCGCAGGUUUCAUUUCAGCGUUAGAUUUUCAAGACAUCAUGCUCAGUAUUAAAAGUCAUUUACUCACGAAAGACGUGAGGGAUAAUCUAAUUGCUGCAGUUAAUGCUGGUCAAAGCGGGCGAAAAGUUAGUUUUCCAUACUUUAUGGCAUUCAAUUCUCUUCUAAACAAUAUGGAACUUAUCAAACGUAUUUAUUUAAAUGCAACCAACGGCCACAGAUACCAGGAAGUUACCAAAGAGGAAUUUCUUUAUUCUGCACAAAUGAUGUCCCAGAUAACUCCGUUGGAAGUAGAUAUCUUGUUUCAUCUUUGCGAUUUACUUCAUCAAACUGGACCUACGGAAGAUGACGAGGCAGAUUCGCGGCUUGGGAAAAUUAUAUACAAUGAUCUUGUGGCUAUCACACCUGAACAGUAUUUCAAGCAGAUUACGAAGCGCGUUGCCGAGAUCAAAGCAGUAUCGAGUCCAGAUGAACGUGGUAUCAUUGUACAAAUGCUCGAAAGUGGAUAUCGAUUCGUGCUUGGUUCUAUUGGUGGAGCUGUUGGUGCUACAACUGUAUAUCCUAUCGACUUGGUGAAAACUAGGAUGCAAAAUCAAAGGGCUGGAUCUUUUAUAGGCGAACUGAUGUACAGAAAUAGCUUUGACUGUUUUAAAAAGGUGAUCCGACAUGAAGGCUUCUUCGGUCUUUACCGAGGUUUGAUGCCUCAAUUAAUGGGAGUAGCUCCGGAAAAGGCUAUCAAACUUACAGUUAACGACUUUGUCAGAGAUAAAUUUAUGGAUAAAAAUGGAAAUUUACCACUUUAUGGAGAAAUAAUAUCUGGUGGCUGCGCUGGAGCAUCUCAGGUCAUAUUCACAAAUCCUUUGGAAAUAGUCAAAAUUCGAUUACAAGUUGCUGGCGAGAUCGCGGGAGGAUCCAAAGUUAAAGCAUGGACUGUCGUCAAGGAAUUAGGCCUUUUUGGAUUGUACAAAGGUGCAAGAGCUUGUUUUUUGCGAGACAUACCAUUUAGCGCAAUUUACUUUCCUAUGUAUGCUAAUACGAAAGUGCGAUUGGCUGACGAAGGAGGCUAUAAUACGCCAUUGUCACUUCUCGCUUCCGGCGCGAUUGCCGGCGUACCUGCGGCAGCGCUGGUCACUCCCGCGGACGUAAUAAAAACGAGAUUACAGGUUAUAGCUAGAGAAGGCCAAACCACAUACACUGGACUAUUAGAUUGCGCGAGGAAAAUUUACAAAGAAGAAGGUGCCAGGGCAUUCUGGAAGGGUGCGACAGUAACAUAUUUUGCUUUGGUCGAUUGCACGCGCGGGGGAUCGACCCUGCUACAUCUUUCAACCUUAUUUCCUCCCUCAUAUGAUCCGGCGAUUUACUUAUCACUCGAGUGUUCAGAUCGUCACCUCAAUUUGGUGUCACUCUCUUCACAUAUGAAUUACUGCAAAGAUUGUUUGUUGUUGAUUUUGGAGGAUCUCGACCUACCGGGUCAGAACAAAAGGUGCCUACGAUGGGAGUUGCAGAGGAAAUUCGAUCAACAAACCCGGAUCAUAUAGGUGGCUAUCAAGUAGCUCUGCCCAUCUUCACGGGUAUAGAAACCAAAUUUGGUCUUUGCCUACCCAGAUUUCAGGUUAUUACUGAAAAGUAACCAACAAUAUUGUUAGCGUAAGAAAAUAAGGUUGUAGCAAUCUCUGCCAUAAAUAAUCUACGAGAAUCGGGCGUUGAUUGUUUAGCUAUUUGUGAAGCGGAUGUGAUGCGCGUGAGCUUCACGAACUACAAAUUUCGCGUUCCAUCUUCUCAACGAUCAUCUCGGCCAUUUUGGUACUCUGCAGACUAUAUGAAAUUGACGUAAGGAGAAAGGAUCAUCGAUUGAUACUAAUUGAUAUGUAUAUGUGACAUGUACAUACAUUGUAUAGGAUCACAAAGCGCAAUCAUAGAUUGAUCGAGAAGUACAAAAUCCGUCGUUGCGGAAUGCCCAAGAAUAUUCGUGAUAGCUAAGUCGAUGCAGUCAAUUGACAUAGGAACAACACUGAUGGCAUUAAAAUUAUUUAUUUUGAUACUAUAUAAAUGUGUUAUAUCAAAUUGAAAUGCCAUCUGUAUGUAAUUGUUUUCCAGACAGACAGACAGACAAAGAGAGAGAGAGA